Messenger RNA from Ylistrum balloti, 1194 nucleotides. Its product is annotated as neuropeptide FF receptor 2-like. Bases 1 to 1194 code for a protein of 397 amino acids. The transcript has 3 exons. Lineage: Eukaryota; Metazoa; Mollusca; Bivalvia; Pectinida; Pectinidae. Gene Ontology annotation, molecular function: neuropeptide receptor activity; peptide binding. Gene Ontology annotation, biological process: G protein-coupled receptor signaling pathway. The record is from RefSeq and is a predicted model, not a curated record. Gene Ontology annotation, cellular component: membrane.
AUGAAUAAUUCUACCGGUAUGUUACCUGUGGAUUGGACUACAGACACUCCCGUGGUAACACCAGGACUCGUCACAGACAACAAGUCCGCUUACACUUCCAAUUCAACGGAGAGAUUCUUUCCUGUCCUGCAACAUGCCAUACCUAUAAUUGUCGUCUACACCAUGGCUUAUCUCUUAGUUUUUCUUUUUGCUUUCUUUGGAAAUUUAAUAGUUGUCAUUGUCAUUUGGCGGAAUCGCUGGCUUCAUACUGUCACAAACUUUUUUAUCGUCAACCUAGCAGUGGCAGACAUUUUAGUGGCAAUAUUCUGUGUUCCAAUCACUUUGUUGACCAACAUAUAUACAGGUUGGCCGUAUGGUUCGAUGAUGUGUAAAGUGACUCCUUACCUGCAGGGUGUGUCUGUCUGUGCGUCCGUCAACACUCUUGCCGCCAUUGCACUCGACAGAUACCUGGCUAUCUGCUACACACUGAACUACAAACUUACUGGGAGAGUCGCUCGCGUGGUGAUGGGUUGUGUAUGGGCGUUUGCUCUAUGCAUUAUGAUUCCAUGGGCAGUGUUUUACCAGCAUGACAAGUAUAACUCAUCGAUACAGGCCAUUUACAUCUGUCAUUUGGUUUGGCCUAGCCAAGUUUCCGGGAAAUUCUUUUUGGCGGGAAUCUUCUUAUUCUGUUAUACCAUCCCUCUUCUUCUCAUUGUCGUCUGCUACGCACUCAUUGGGUUCCGGGUUUGGAACAGGAAUGCUCCGGGAAUAUUCAAAUCUAACGGGAUCAUUCACAAAUCUAAAGUUAAAGCAAUUAAAAUGCUUCUAGUUGUCGUCAUAUUAUUUGGGUUGUCAUGGUUACCGUUAUAUGCAAUCAAUCUCAAGAUAGUGUUUUCGCCGCCAUCUUUAUCGGACAUGCAUACUGUGACAAUACUUUACGAUUAUUUAGUACCUGUUUCACAGUGGUUGGGACUAGCAAACAGUGGUAUAAAUCCAAUUAUUUAUUGCCUAUUCAGUCGUAAAAUCAGAACGAGAAUCAAGGUUAUGGUAACAUGUAACGAAACACAAGAAUUCAAACGCCAGUUUAGAAAAUUUUCCAGCACCAGAUAUGUUUCUGUGGACUACACAAAUGGACAAGUUACGUUGAGAACUCAUGGAACGGAGAAGGAAAGAAGGUCAAGGUCGCUUAAAUCAUUGAACAAUGUGUAUGACUGA